Oncorhynchus tshawytscha (Chinook salmon) is the source of this 3912-nucleotide messenger RNA. Its product is annotated as vertnin-like. NCBI's taxonomy places the organism in Eukaryota, Metazoa, Chordata, Actinopteri, Salmoniformes, Salmonidae. Gene Ontology annotation, biological process: regulation of transcription by RNA polymerase II. Gene Ontology annotation, cellular component: chromatin. The transcript is spliced from 5 exons. The coding region runs from base 322 to 2478 and encodes 718 amino acids. The record is from RefSeq and is a predicted model, not a curated record.
CUUCACAUUGAAAUUGACCCUGGCCCUGCGUGGGGGCAAGAGGGGCGGUGUUUUCUCAAACCACAGACAACAAAAAAAAAACAGGUCGACGGCGAUUGACAAUUUCCUGAAGAGAGGUCGGCCUUAUCACUCCCAAAUCUCUCUUCAAAGUGUCCCUAUCUGCAGUGAACCCAAGUCGUCUGAAUCCGUUCCAUGCACACAUAAUGGAAUAACUAAGUUACCUGGGAGAGAAUCCGGAACGGAGCCCUAUGCGGUGCGCUUUACCACUCCGAUAGUGACUGACGUCCUCUUGGAAACCGAUUUAUACCAAAUAUUUCAGGUAUGAUUCAGAGGAAGGAGGUGAUACUCUCAGUCCUAGGGGAGCUGCAGGAUGCCACAGAGAGCUCCGGCCUGCACGCCCUCACCAGGGUAGCUCUGGAGGUCCACCAGGUACUGACCCCCUUCACCCUGCCUUCCUCACCUUGCCAGGAGUUCCCCGGCUGGGCGGGCAUCGACGGCGUGGCCCAUAGCCUGUACCCUGCUGACGCCCCCGGAGGCCUCCUGCCUCUGGCCUGUAAGGGAGAGGGGAACCUGUUGUUUGAUACAGCCAGCAUGCUGCUAGUGGGGAUGACUAGUCUCAGUCUGGAGCUGCAGGUACGUACGGUGGUGGAGAUGCUGCUGUGGAAGAGAUACUACCUGGGCGGUAUGAUCGACUCGAAGGUGAUGCUGCAGGCGGCCAGGUUCAGCCUGUGUGCCGAGGAGUCCCAGGACAUGCUCAACCUCCCCCUUUCAGUCCUUGAAGCUAUCUUCGACGCCGACGUCAAAGCCUCCUGCUUCCCCGGCUCCUACGCUAACAUGUGGCACCUCUAUGCUCUUUCCUCCGUCCUCCAGUGCAACAUCUAUUCUGUCUACCCCAUGUACAACCUCAAGAUACGACCCUACUUCAACCGCCUGAUAAGACCCAGGUCCUACCCCAAAGACAUGGAUCCUAUCACCUUGCACAUCAUGUGGUCCGGAGAGCUGGAGGGGGGCUCCUCCAGGUUCAGACCUACAGUCUUUGUAGCAUUAGGCCAUUCUAAUGACCUCCGGACGGGCAGUCCUAACGACGAGCAGAGGGUCCCCCCUCUGAAGACACUGGAGCUUCUCAACCAGGACUCUCUCCUGUCCUACUCCAGUCUGAAGGACAAGUACAACGUCACCAAGAGUACGUUCUACCGCUGGAGACGGCAGACGCAGGAGCAUCGUUUAAGGUCUGCUGCCAGGUACGAGGCCAAACACUUCCUCCAAGCGUGCUAUCUGGAAGGGAAGCUCAUCCCUCUGCAUCAGUUCAAAGAGUUCUUCCCUGAGAUCUCCAGAUCCACCUACUAUGCAUGGAAACACGAGCUGAUCUCAUCCGGCGGUCAUUUCUCCACGUUCUCCACGAACGAGGUGAGUCCAGGGGACAGCACGGAGCAGGAGUCCUGGUCCUCUCCAGAGUCCAAGCUCGGGCAGGAGGAAGACCAUGAGGUAGAGCCAGACGCAGAGCAUCACGACAGCAUGGCCAGUCUGUUCGGCCUGAACUACAACGAUGAUAAAAUGGAUGGAGAACGGGCCCAAAACAUGGCUCUGAUGCAGGAGGCAAAGAAGGUUCUUCAGAACUGCAUCGCUAGGAAUACAUCGUUCCCCUUCCGCAUCUUCAAGAGGAGCUUCCCAGGGAUCUCCAGGUCUACUUAUUACAACUGGAGGAGAGAGGCCAUGCUGUUUAACCGAGGCUACAAGGUCGGAAGCAGUGAAAACAGCUUGGACACGGAUACUAGUCCAACUGGUGGUCUGUCCCCUAUCAGGGGGACUGAGAGCCAUGGUCAUGCUGCCACGGUCUUCCCCAGAGUUAAGAUCUGUAGAAACAACCAUAAAGGGUUCAGGAUGGUGUUCCUACACAGGAAGAAGCUGAGAGAAGCUGCCAAGGUGAAGGUGUGGAGGUCAAAAUGGCCUCUGUCUAGGUUCAGAGUGAAGUACCCCUCCCUGUCCCUCUGUUUCUAUUGGCUGUGGCGUAACGGCCCCAGUGGAACCAGGAAGGAGGAAACCACCACCCCGUCUCUAGAGGUGGACCGUUCUGAGAUGAUUAUGGAGAACAACAACGCAGUGAAAGAGAAUGGGAUGAUGAUGAUGGCAGAGAGUGACAUAAAGACAAAAGCUCCAAUGCAGGAUGUGUUCUCCUUUGAGGGGGACCCGACAGAGGAUCUGAGAGGCCCCGUCACCAUGACCUCUGUGACAUCCCCCUUCGACCUCCCCAACCCAACUAAUAUGUCCGCCACCACAGACGACCAGAUGUUUGUGAUGGAUCUGGUGGCCCUGGCUAACUUCAAGGCCAAGGCCAAACUGUUCCUCCAGAAACGCUUCGAGGAGAAGUCCUUCCCCACCUUCAAAGAGUUCAGGUCCUUCUUCCCCCUGACUCCCCGUUCCACCUACUAUAUGUGGAAGAGAGCCCUGCAUCACGGAGUGCCACUGGUACAUGGCUGAGAGAGAGAGAGAGGGCAUGGCUGAGAGAGGACACUUAGUGUAAUGGUGGUCAUACACUCUGUUACACUAGCUUUAAGCAGAAGGGUGUCCCUGUAACAAACUGAAAUGCUCUCUUGUCUGUAGUCUCUUCCAAAUCCUAAACUCUUUCCCCCUCCCCCGUCACUCCCUCAAACAGAGUCCUCAGUAUCAACCCCCACCCCCUCCUCACCCACUUUGAAAUUAUGUAGAUUUUUCACAAUUGUUUUCAACUGAGCACACUGUAAUCAUUUUGGUUUGUAGUUUGAGGUAUGCUUCAGCACCUGGGUGAAGUCUAAUGUAUUGAAAUGGCAGCCAAAUGCAUCCUAAACAUGAUGUUCACCCUCCAUCUCGUCUCCAUUCCUGGCUCUCCUUUGUUCUCCUCCCUCCCUCCAUUCCUUCACCUAUCACCUUCAGGUCAUGGACAUUUGCACAUCUGUGAAAAGACACUGUCCUACAGUUCAAGUAAUGGUCCUCCGGCCUCUAGCAAAAGGCAGUUGAAAGUCAUCCUGAUAGUGACCAACCAGUGGGGGGUUGAUUGUUUUUAAAUGGCUCUUUGUUUGAGACUGGGUGUGUUCUUCUCUUGUAAUUUAGUUGUAAUCCCCCUUCAGGAAGGACUCCUUUUAUUUCCCUGUUUUUCUUCUUCUCUUGUAUUUAGUUGUAAUCCCCCUUCAGGAAGGACUCCUUUUAUUUCCCUGUUUUUCUUCUUCUCUUGUAUUUAGUUGUAAUCCCCCUUCAGGAAGGACUCCUUUUAUUUCCCUGUUUUUCUUCUUCUCUUGUAUUUAGUUGUAAUCCCCCUUCAGGAAGGACUCCUUUUAUUUCCCUGUUUUUCUUCUUCUCUUGUAUUUAGUUGUAAUCCCCCUUCAGGAAGGACUCCUUUUAUUUCCCUGUUUUUCUUCUUCUCUUGUAUUUAGUUGUAAUCCCCCUUCAGGAAGGACUCCUUUUAUUUCCCUGUUUUUCUUCUUCUCUUGUAUUUAGUUGUAAUCCCCCUUCAGGAAGGACUCCUUUUAUUUCCCUGUUUUUCUUCUUCUCUUGUAUUUAGUUGUAAUCCCCCUUCAGGAAGGACUCCUUUUAUUUCCCUGUUUUUCUUCUUCUCUUGUAUUUAGUUGUAAUCCCCCUUCAGGAAGGACUCCUUUUAUUUCCCUGUUUUUCUUCUUCUCUUGUAUUUAGUUGUAAUCCCCCUUCAGGAAGGACUCCUUUUAUUUCCCUGUUUUUCUUCUUCUCUUGUAUUUAGUUGUAAUCCCCCUUCAGGAAGGACUCCUUUUAUUUCCCUGUUUUUCUUCUUCUCUUGUAUUUAGUUGUAAUCCCCCUUCAGGAAGGACUCCUUUUAUUUUUUUGUUAAUCCAUUUGAUGCCUGUCUACCUGUUCUGUAGGAUUCCUAGUGGUUUACCUUCUUUAAUGUGUUGUAUUGAAAGAAGU